Lodderomyces orthopsilosis Co 90-125 is the source of this 1491-nucleotide messenger RNA. It is a transcript of the gene CAP1, whose product is annotated as DNA-binding transcription factor. The record is from RefSeq and is a predicted model, not a curated record. Gene Ontology annotation, molecular function: DNA-binding transcription activator activity, RNA polymerase II-specific; transcription cis-regulatory region binding. The transcript has a single exon. Gene Ontology annotation, cellular component: RNA polymerase II transcription regulator complex. The coding region runs from base 1 to 1491 and encodes 496 amino acids. NCBI's taxonomy places the organism in Eukaryota, Fungi, Ascomycota, Pichiomycetes, Serinales, Debaryomycetaceae.
AUGACCGAUAUCAAACGUAAUUUCUCAGAUGUGAUGUCAUAUUCACCCGAUUCACCCAGAGACGAGGAAAAUGAUCAAAAGAAGCUUCAUACAAAACCAGGCAGAAAGCCAAUCGAUACUGAACCUAAAUCUAAAAGAACAGCUCAAAAUAGAGCAGCUCAAAGGGCUUAUAGGGAGAGAAAAGAACGUAAAAUGAAGGAAUUAGAAGAUAAAGUCAAACUUCUAGAGGAUGAAAACGUGAAAGCAAUGACUGAAACCGAUUUCUUGAAAGCACAAGUAAACAUUUUAAAAAGUGAGUUGAUUAAGUAUAGAGGGUCAACUGAUUUCCUGGACUUGAAUCUUCCAAAAACUGUUGGCCAUUUGAGCAAUCCUAAUCCUAAAUCAAGCAAUAUUAGUCUGUCACCCCAAGAUAACAAUGAUAGCUCCUCUGGCAUUUCAAAGGGAUCAGUUUCAGAUAAGGCAUCAACACACUCGUCGAUAUCCAACAGUUCACCCAAUUUUUCAUUCGGUGCACCUUGGUCAAAGGAUAACUUAAGACUUAUGAAGCAACAACAAUUACAUGCUAAUCAACAAAACAAUGACUCCAAUGUCCCAGAUUUGGUUUCUGGUUCAUCAUCGUCAACUACACCAUUGAACGACAAUAUUUUAGUAACACCAGAUGAAGUGACAGAUUCAGGAGCUAAAAAUGACUUGUCGUUGAAUUUCACACGUAAUUUUGAGGAAGAAGUUGAUCCAUUCUGUGUUAAAUUAGGCGAGGCAUGUGGUACAAAGAAGGAUCCUGUGCCCAAGGCUAGAAGGCCGAUACCGAAUACUUAUAAUCAACUGAAAGCAACAACAGAAUCGACGCGGUUUGAUUCACCAUUUUCGCUCAUGUCACCUACGUAUCCAAAAUUUUCAACUGAACUGAAUGUAGAGGACAACAAUGAAUAUAACGAUAAUGAGUUAUUUAACUUGAACACAACUGAUUUUGAUUUCAAUUUAGUUGAUAACAAGUAUAAAGACUCAGAAGACCCAUUGAGUUUCCUCAAUGAUAACAAUUUCGACGUUUCAUUAGCAUUUGGAAACACAAAUAAUAAUGGUGGAGAUAAAAAUAUUGCUGAUUUAUUAACCACUGAAGAAUCCAUGUACGACCCAUUAAACAAGGACGAAGUAAACACGGACUUUAAUUUCAAUGACUUUAUUAAGAACUCGAUAACUGAUAUCAAUAGGAACUCAGUGCUGAAAGAUAGUGGUGAGGUAGCACCAACCAAGAAAGAAGAAGGUGCUAUUGAAGAGGAUGAUAGCAGUAGUGAUGAGGUUGUUCCAGCACCAAGAGCUACAAUGAAAUGUAGUGAAAUCUGGGAUAGGAUCACAGCUCAUCCUAAAUAUACUGAAAUUGAUAUUGAUGGAUUAUGUAACGAGAUGAAGAAUAAAGCCAAAUGUUCAGAGAGGGGAGUAGUGAUAAACUCAGAUGAUGUCAGUCUGUUGUUGGAAAGAAGUAUAAGGAAGUAA